AAGGAAACGUGAAGAUCAUAACGGAACAGUAUGGGUCUAUGGGAAAUAAACGCCGUAACAGUUCCUCAUUCAUUCCGGCAGUUUUAAAACUUAAAGACAACGACUGCAUAUUAAACACGAGUCGUCUGGUUAUUUGAAAUGUAAAAAGGGAGCUAUCCUGGUUUUCUGGAUAAAGUGUUUUUGAAGGAAAUCUUCUAUAAGAUCAAAUAUGUCAGCACCGAGCCGUCUCACAGGAAGUGCUGUACUCAGCUCAGCCCAGGUGUGGACUCACUGAGCUCUCUGAUCUGCAUCUGUAUUUGGUUCGGGACUCAUGUGAGACUGAACAGAAGUAGAACCAUGUCAGAGACCCUCCAGCUGCCCGCGCUGCAAAUCCAGGGCCCGGCAGACGGGGAGUGCAAUGGAUCCGUGGUGGAUCCGGCCCUGUCCAGCUCGGCCAGCCCGUCUCUGCGCCGCAAGCGCUUUAAAAUGCGCCGUAUGAAGAAUGUAAUGAGCGAGAAGGAGCAGCUGGAGAAGGAACAACUUCAGCGCUCCGGCUCCAAGGAGUACCUGCAACUUCCGUCCAUUGAGAUCACGCCGUCCAGCGACGAGGAUGCGGCGUGGUCGAGCUGUUCCACACCCAGCGCCUCGCCCCAACGCAGACGCUUCCUCCUGCGCAAGUGGCUGAGGGGAGGAGAGAAAAAAGAGCACGGCAGUGAGAGCAGCAGUCAGCAGAGUAGCCUGCAGAGCAGCCAUGAGGAAGAGACCACACGCUACCUGAGCCCCAACACUCGCGAGGACAGCACUGCCAGUAACUCGAACCGCAGCACGCCGGCCUGCUCACCCGUCCUGCGUAAACGCUCACGCUCCCCAACGCCCCAGAGUCCAGAGGGAGAGAACAUGGUGGAAAAGAGCUCAGAUCAUUCCUCCGAUAAAUCCCCUUCCACCCCGGAACAAGCUGUCCAGCGCACCUACAGCCAGUCGCUUCAUACUACCCGCCCUGGAGGAAAGAACUUCCAAGGUAAAUGUUCACACAAGAGACUGUCUAAAAAAAGUCAAAGCUGGUAUAACGUUUUGAGCCCCACAUACAAGCAGAGAAAUGAAGACUUCAGGAAGCUCUUCAAGCAGCUGCCCGACACGGAGCGCCUCAUUGUGGACUACUCCUGUGCCCUGCAGAGAGAUAUCCUCCUGCAGGGUCGCCUCUACCUCUCCGAAAACUGGAUCUGUUUCUAUAGCAACAUAUUCCGCUGGGAAACGCUGCUGACCGUGAGGUUGAAAGAUGUUUGUUCCAUGACGAAGGAGAAGACUGCAAGACUCAUCCCCAACGCCAUCCAGCUGUGCACAGACAAUGAAAAGCACUUCUUUACCUCAUUCGGGGCGAGAGAUCGGACGUACAUGAUGAUGUUCAGACUCUGGCAGAAUGCUCUAUUAGAAAAGCCAUUGUGUCCCAAAGAGCUGUGGCAUUUUGUCCAUCAGUGUUAUGGGAAUGAACUGGGUCUGACCAGUGACGAUGAGGAUUAUGUACCUCCAGAUGACGACUUCAACACCAUGGGGUACUGUGAGGAGAUUCCCGCUGAAGACAACGAGGCCAAUGACAACUGCCCCAAAACUCCAGACGCCAAGAUGGACAUCAGCCCCCAGCUCCACAGGAAGGUUUUCCCCAAUAGCAGUCUCAAUUCCACAGACAGCACAGACGCUCCAGUCAAUUUUGAUGUGCCCCCGGUGGAGGACUUUACUGGCUGUGUCCCAGAAGACCUCCUGGCCCUGCCUUUACCUGACAACAAGCUGUCAGAGACCAGCGGCUCCGCCCAUGUUCCCACCCCACCCCCCUCCCUGGAUUUCAACGACAAUGAGGACCUCCCCACUGAACUGAGCGACUCCUCAGAAACACACGAUGAGGGGGAAGUGCAGGCCUUCCAGGAAGAUCUGAAUGGGAAACUUUACAUUAAUGAAGUGUAUAAGUUCAGUGUGGAUAAACUGUAUGACAUCCUCUUCACUGAAUCCCAGUUCAUGAGAGAGUUUCUGGAGCAGAGGCGCUUCUCAGAUGUGGUCUAUCGCCCCUGGAGGAAAGAGGACACCGGUAGUCAGACCAGAGAGAUCAUGUACACCAUCGCCCUCUCCAACCCACUGGCCCCAAAGACGGCCACAGUCACAGAGACGCAGACUUUGCACAAGGCCAGUCAAGUGAGCGAGUGCUACAUCAUCGACGCCGAGGUGAUUGCUCACGAUGUCCCGUAUCACGAUUACUUUUACACACUCAAUCGUUACAUGCUCACUAGAGUCGCCAAGAACAAGUGCCGUCUGAGAGUAUCAGCUGAACUGCGCUACAGGAAACAGCCAUGGGGAUUGGUCAAGGGUUUCAUUGAGAGAAACUUCUGGAGUGGCCUGGAUGAAUAUUUCAGGUAUUUAGAGCUGGAGUUGAAUAAGGUACAACUGGUGCUAUCUGAACCUCACAAACAGUCUCCCAAAUCCAAAGCGUUACGCACAGCUACAGUGAGGCGGAGGAAGCGGCCUAUGACGCACAUGCGGCAGCAGCACCUGGACGAGGCGCUCAGCCCAGUCACCACACCUGAGGAUGAGAAGAGUGUCAUCCGCCGCAUCAAACAUGUGGCAGGAUCCACACAGACCAGACACAUCCCGGACCACGGAUCUGAAGGCCUGGCUCUCUACAGCGUUUCCAAACUCCUGCUCAUCAUCAGUUCUGUGAUUUGUGUAAGUCUGGUGCUGCUGGUCUUUUUGAACAUGAUGCUGUUUUAUAAGCUAUGGAUGCUGGAAUACACAGCCCAGAGUUUGACCUCCUGGCAGGGUCUCAGGUCUCAGGAAAGUAAACUUCCGCAAACACAGAUUGAAUGGGCUCAACUUUUGGAGUCUCAGCAGCGUUUCCAUGAAAACGAGCUGGAGAAAUGGAGGGAAAUAAUAAAGUCAUCUGUGCUGUUGUUAGACGAGAUGAGAGAGUCUCUAUUGAAGCUACAGAAAGGUAUCGGGUUAAGAGACUAUGAUUCAGACAGUGAAGAAAGGAGAAGUCGCUAUCACUGACAAACAGAGUCCCGACUCAGCGAAUUUAAUAAACAUCUCCACAUGUAAGCGAUCAGAUGAGCUAGGCGGGGCUGGAAGGGGGCGGAGCAUUGUAAGCGGGCGGCGCUGACUGAACGGUUCUCACACUCAGUCUGGCUACAGUGCUGUGAGGCCUUUCUGACAGCAGACACUGAAGCAAACCCACCACUUUCUCCAUCUUUAGAGCCGAAAUGCAGUCAGAGAAAUCGGUCUGUUUGCCUAGGGCUAAAAGAAAUUCACCAAAACAAUUCAACUGUCACUGCAAAACAGACGCAGACUCUCUGGUUUAAACACUCGGAAAACUUGAGCGGAUGUUGGAACUCGGCAGCGUCACUUUUUUAAACCUUUUGGACUCUGGGACCAGAUAAAGAAAAUACGGAGUUACUAUCAACAAGUGUUACGUGGACAUGUACACGUUUAUUUAUAAAAACAAAAUAUGGAAUUGAAUGAUAUUAUGAUAGACAUGAAAAUAUAUAAUUUCUAUGUAGAGCUAUAUUUGUUGCCAGAGUUCAUUUGUAACAGGCUUCCAUGGAGAAUCAAGGCUGGUUCCUUGAUAGCUUGCGCCAUGGUGCAUCAACUAUAUGCAACUGGUUCAUCCUCCUCUGUUUGGAGAAAUGACUUCCUCUGAUUGAUUGAUUUGCAAUGGCAAAAGAGCUACGGUAACUAAGGUUGAACGGUAGAAUCAUCUACUGAGCGUCUGCGGCUGCAUUCCAGUGUUCAUACCGCUACCCGAUAAAAGUACAUACAGUACUUUUAGGUAUAUAGUUAGGACAUGGUUAAGGCCCAGGUAGACUUAAUUUUCCAUGUUCCGCACCAUCUUGCGCACAGCAGUUGCGCACGUAAGCCUUUCAAAGUACACUCCGUUUACAGUGAGCGUGAAUUGUUGCGUUUGGCAAGUGUGGACCUUUCUUUUCAAGCGCUCAAAUCACUCUCACAUGAGCUGUUGUGCACAAGUUGAUGUGGAUGCAAAAAUCAGGCUGCACUGUGGACAUUAAGGUGAUUUUUUUCAGUCUUCUUUGCCCACUUAAUGUGAUGAGUCAACUAUAAGAAAUCCAUAGGUUGAUUUGCCUGAAAAGUGAAACACUGUGGCUCUGUGGUGCUAUCAAAACAUCUCGACCAGCUUGACACAGCAACAUUGACUCAACCAGUGGCGCGAGUUUGGGGCGAGACUAUACCAAUGGUAGACAGCGCACACUUAUCUAUACUAAUAGAGUACUGCAUCAGUGGCAUAUUUUUGUAGGCCAAACCCGGAAACGAGUUCGCAUUUUAGCACUUCCACUUUCAUUAUCCUGAAGUCAAAGGGUUUUUGGCUGAAUGGGUUUUGGGUUAAACUCAAGCUCAAGCUUUUACUUGUCUUGAAGGCGGUGGCUAAAUGGGACUACAAAGGUUGUCAGGGACGCUAAACAUCAUAACACUGACCAGGAAAACUGUUCUUUAAAUGUUUAAAUAAAGAGUUUUAAAAGCUUAGUGAUGGUGACGUUGAAGUCAUGUGACCGUGGUGUAGUUCGUUUAUAGCCGAACUUUAGAUUUGUACUUUUGGCGAUUUGUAUUUAGACUUCAAAAUUCAUAAAAGUUGUUCAUUUGUGAAGAUCAUCAUGACGUGUAACUUAGUAAUCAUAAACUCUUGUUGGUCACAGAGCUUAUUUUCAGCAAUAAUACAGAAGCCACUUGAAAAAUCCUGUUGGGUUUUUGUCGAGGCAACCGUGCCAACUUCUGGGUUGGCCUACAAAAAUACAUCAUCACCUUGCGUACUAUUAUGAGGUGUAGUAUGGAAAUUGGGAUGCAGCCAUAAAGCCUGUGGUCAACCAAACCUCUCAUGCAGUAACAGUUGUGGUACAUUACUGGUUAACUACAGCAGGUCCACCUCAGCCAAUGGCAUCCAUUCAUUUGUGAAGGAGUUAUUGUUACAUGAAUGUGUUUCUUUUCUCCCUCAGGGUUCAUUUAUAUCCAGCUGUAAACAAAACCCUUAAUAUUGCCAAGCUUUGUUUUUAAAGCCAUUCCAUGUUUUUUUUUGUUGUUGUUUUUUUUUUCUUUUCAUGUUGUAUGUUGUUGUUGAUGCUGAACCAGCUGCUGGACGGGUGAGAGAUGCACAUUGGUCAAAUGAUUUUAGAAACUAUUUUACGUGGCUUUAUUAGUGGAGUGGAGCUGAACAGACUUUAAAGGUGCCCUAGAUUCAAAAAUUGAAUUUACCUCGCCCUAGUUAUAUAACAAGAGUUCAGUACAUGGAAAAGACAUACAGUGAGUCUCAAACUCCAUUGUUUCCUCCUUCUUAUAUAAA
Molecule: messenger RNA, 5308 nt
Organism: Megalobrama amblycephala (Wuchang bream)
Lineage: Eukaryota; Metazoa; Chordata; Actinopteri; Cypriniformes; Xenocyprididae
Gene: gramd1ba
Product: GRAM domain containing 1Ba
Exons: 23
Coding region: 337-3012 (891 amino acids)
Biological process (GO): intracellular sterol transport
Cellular component (GO): endoplasmic reticulum membrane; plasma membrane; endoplasmic reticulum-plasma membrane contact site
Molecular function (GO): sterol transfer activity; sterol binding
Source: RefSeq, a predicted model, not a curated record